UACACGUCUGAACUUAACGCAGGGAGACCAGCACGCAAUAUUUGGAAAGCGGAGAACUUCCCGGCCCGUUUAAUCCCGGACGGACGUGCAUGAUCGUUCAAUCACACAGUGUGGAUAGAUGUAUUCCUAUCAAUAUAAGCUAUAGUCGUGUGAGGAAGAAAUUCGACAUGGAGAUGGAGACGCCGCCUCCGCAGUUCGUGUGCCCCAUCUCGCUGACGCGGAUGCAGGACCCGGUCACGGCGCCGAGCGGCAUCACCUACGACCGCGGCGCCAUCGAGCGGUGGCUGGCCGCGGGGCACGACACCUGCCCCGUCACCGGCCGCGGCCCGCUCUCCCUCGCCGACCUCACCCCCAACCUCACCCUCCGCCGCCUCAUCCUCUCCUGGCCCAACCCCAACUCCAACCGCCAUCCUCCCGCGCUGACCACGCCGGAUCAGCCGGACUCGCGAAACGACGAGUGUGGUGGUCCGGCGGAGCUCGUAAAGAAGCUGAUGGUGGCCGUCCCGGCGGCGAAGGCGGACGCCAUGGCGCGGCGAAGCAUGAUCCCGCGCGUGCUCCCUCUGUUCGUGUCGUCGUGCGCCACCGAGGCCGCCGAGAAGAAGAAGAGCUUCUCGCCGAGCGGGGUCGAGGCGGCGUGCCUGGCUCUCCUCGACGCUCUCGGCGUCUCCGCCGACGAGAUCCGGCCGCAUCUCCUCCCCGCGGAACCCGGCUUCCUCGACGCGCUCACGCACGUGCUGGUCACGCUCACGCUCGAACUACAACACGAGGACUACUACUCCGAACCAACUCUCCAGCGCGCGGUGCGCCUGCUGGAGUCGGCGACGGAGGCGUCGACCCCGGCGCUCCUCGACCGUCUCCGGCCCGACCUCCUCCGCGCCCUCACAGCCGUCCUCCACGCCCGCCGCCGCGUGCCCCUUGCCACGACGCGGGCGGCGCUCAAAACGAUCCUCAACGCGUGCGCCGCAAGCAGCAGGAACCUCCGUCUCGCCGCGGAGUCCGGCGUCGCGCACGAGGCCAUCGAGCUCGAGCUCUCCCUCGGCGGCACCAGCCGCGCGACGACGGAGCUGGUGAUGGCGGUGCUGUCCUUACUGUGCAGCGGGUCCGCGGAGGCGCGGGCGACGGUGGCGGGCCACGCGGCGGGGAUCGCGGUGGUGGCGAAGAGGGUCCUUCUGCGGGGGGGCUCGUCUGCGGCCGGGGACGCCGCCGCGGUGCGCGUGCUGGCGAGCGUGUGCGGCAGGGGCGCGUCGCCGGAGACGGUGCGGGAGAUGGCGCGGGUCGGGGCCGUGGGGAAGCUCUGCUGCGUGCUCCAGGCGGAGUGCGACCAGGUCACCAAGGAGGCGGCGAGGCGCGUGCUGAGGAUGCACGCCGGGGACUGGGCCGGGUCCCCGUGCGUCAGCGCUUACCUGCUCUCUAGAACAUACUCGAUGGCCCGAUCCCGAUCGAUCACGAAGACGGAAGGAAUACGAAUCGUUCAUGCAUGCAUGCUCCACGUGGUGUGAAGGGUACAAGUCAGCAAUGUCUGGCUGAGCUACUCCAGAUGGGUACUUCAACAUCGUGAGGUAUACUACUCCCUACGUCUAAUAAAAAAUGUGUCAAGUUUGUUAUAAUUUGGAUGUAUCUAGACAUGAUUUAGUAUGUGAAAAUAUCUAGUGAAAACCUGAAAACUAUCGUUGUGAGCCGUUGGAUACAAAAUGUAUGGCUCAGAUCUAAGGUGUGAUUGAAACCAGCCACUUAAACGUACAUUUGCGCAAAGCCCCCUGCCUUUACAGGCUUUUACGUAGAACUAGGUGAGAGUUAUCCUCAAGCCAGCCAAUUCCCCAUCCCCCAUCUGAAUCCCCUUCGGCGCAGCGACCUGGAGAAUUCAGCGAUGGCCGACGGCGACCACCUGCACAGACCUUCCCCACGCGAAGACGAUCACCUGUGGAUCCCUUCCCAUGACGGCGACCAGAGGCCUCGGCAGCGUCACGGAGGGUGAAGCUGACCUGCAGUCUGCUUGCUGUUUUCUGAAAACAUGUGUUUGCUGAACAUGUGUAUGCUGAAGCGCUAGAGCUGUUGUUUUGCUCUACAGGAAAUUUGUGCUUUGUUCUGCAAUGCAUCAAUUUUUUUGUACUGAUUUGUAAGAGGAAUUUGUAAUUGCAGAUUGGUUUAGCCAAAUCAAUGAGACUGUACAAAGAAUUCUUGAAUGAAUGUGAAUGUACAGAAAAUAUCUGUUGUUUAUCCGAAUCAAUGUGACAUAAGCUCUUGGACAUGUUGGAGCUUCCUUCCUCGCUGCAAUCAGGGAGUUUGGAAAAUCAAAUCAGAUCCAAGCAAAUAAAAAAAUAGCCAUUGCACUGAUCAAUUUGAAUCAAUGAACAAGAAGAGAAACCAACAAAGAAUCCCAAUGCUUGCUCCGUAGGAGGUCCAAUGCUCCCGCAUGUGGAAGACGCUGGAUGGCAGGGGAUGACGACGGCAGGCCGACGAGCGCUUCCGAAGGUGGCCGGCGAAGGGACAGUGCAGGUCGCGUACGAGGCCGACGGAAGGUGGAGGAUCAAGACCGGCGUCCGGC
Molecule: messenger RNA, 2545 nt
Organism: Brachypodium distachyon (stiff brome)
Lineage: Eukaryota; Viridiplantae; Streptophyta; Magnoliopsida; Poales; Poaceae
Product: E3 ubiquitin-protein ligase PUB23
Exons: 2
Coding region: 90-1499 (469 amino acids)
Biological process (GO): protein ubiquitination
Molecular function (GO): ubiquitin protein ligase activity
Source: RefSeq, a predicted model, not a curated record